Molecule: messenger RNA, 2277 nt
Organism: Diachasma alloeum
Lineage: Eukaryota; Metazoa; Arthropoda; Insecta; Hymenoptera; Braconidae
Exons: 4
Coding region: 1-2277 (758 amino acids)
Source: RefSeq, a predicted model, not a curated record
AUGGGCGAAUCGGGGGAAAAAUCGAGGGAUCCCUGCAAAGAAGAGAAAUGGCGGUGCGAGGAGGACGAUCCCCUCUGGAGGGUCUACGUGAAGUCAUAUCUCGAGAAUGAGAGGAGACUUGAGAGAGACGACAGGUUCGAUCAGCGUCAGCCGGGUGAACUCGCCAGGUUACCCGACUUGCUCAACGAUGAUAGUAUACCACCAUCCCACUGUUGCUUUCCGCUCGAUACUUUCAAUCUCAGUGAACGAACACGACUGCCUGACCGUAUCAAUACCAACGAGAAAAUCAGGAUUUGGCGGAACAUGAAAGCGGAUACUCAAUUUAGCCAUGAAGAUGCCCCAGUAGUGUCAAAAUCUGUGCGAAAAUUAUGGCCCUGUGUGUCUCGCGACUUCUACGAAGACCAGAGACUCUUAAAAAUCCUCGAGAAGCGAAAAUUGCCGGGACUACUGCCCUGUCAGGACAUUUACCCCGAGAAUAACGACGAGCCCGACAAUUUCGCGCAUUACAAAGAGCUGGGACACGCUCGGAUCCCCGUGUCAUGCCCCCGCUCUGAGAAAUUAUUACUAGUGGAUCGAGCCUCUGGCGAUCAUCCCGGUCUCGUCGAUGGUGAGUACGUAAUCUCAGAGCUGGCGUCCGAAGCCGAUGAGAAUCGCGUCUACACUCAAGUGUGCUUGAGGGGAACCAAGGGGAUGCGUGUGAUUGAAUUGAGUGGGGCGAGGGCGCGGGAGAAGACCUGGAAGUUCUGUUUUUAUCAGGCAAUCGUUGCUCUCCUGGCUAAAACUCAGUUGAGAUAUAAAUACGCGACGAGUUCGAACAUAGAUUACAUCUACGAUCACGCCUGGAUGCUGUUCAUCCACAUAGGAAGUCUCAACAUAAAAAAGAAACUCCAGCUCGACGAUAUCGUCGUUUACAACUACAAAUACUCGGUGGAGAUUGACCUAGAGGACGAACUAGCUGUCCCAAAAAUUCCCGACGUCCCCUGGACAUUCCUGGAGCCAUCAGUCAAGAGGAUAAAGCACCAGAAGCGUCCAGAACUCAUGAAGAUGAGCGAGGAACUCGGCUGGGAGAAGAUAAACCACAAAAACCAUCCCCCAAUCCACAGAGACACGGAGACAAUCGAGAAAUUUCUCGGGAAUGUCCCAGACGAUUGCCACAACUUCAUCCUGAGGACUUGCAGAUUCUCCCUAGCAGUCUGGAGAGAUGGUAAUUUCUGGUACAUCUACAACCCCUACCGCUGCGAUGCUUUCGGCUACUGGGAUGACCAGGGCAAUGCAUGCAUAAUCAAGUUCACCUCGAGGAAUACGUUAAACCGUCACAUCGUCAUUCUCCUGCUGAGAGCCUACGCUCACGAGGCCCACGCUAUCAAUAGCCCCCAGGAAGCUCCACCCCGAGAGCCCCUCAUAAUCCAACUAUUCAAGAUAACAUACACCUGCGCCAAGAUUCACAAUCUCAAAUUUCUGGAACGCAAGCCCCCAAAAUCGAGGCGCCAAAAAGUCUGGAGGGACCAGGAGAUCAAGCCCCUCCCCGAUAACUACGCGGGACCGGUUGAGAAGAAGAGUUGGCUGAAGACACAUCAGAUAAUUUGGACGAAAUGCACAAAAGGCACCAGCAAAAAGAUAAAGUGGCACGAGUAUUACGUCGAGGAGCCCGACAAAGUAUUCUCCCUCUGGGGCGAGAUACAUCCGACGGAGGAGAUAUUUUCAAAAAAAAACCGGGGAAAUCAGGUGUACGCUUGCUAUGUCGUGGCUGCUGGUAUGAGUCGCAUAAUGGCACCGGAAUAUUGGACUCCCAAGACGAUGGAUACUGUUGUCAUGUGUGGAGACAGAUAUUACACGUUGAGUAGACUUCAAAGUGAUUUUACAACGUCAAAGGGUGAAUUUAUUGCUGCCUGGAAUAUGCGGCUGUUAAGGCACUUCAAGAUCGGUGAUAUUCUCUUUGAGAUUGAUGUUAUGAGGGGGGUCACGGGGAGGCUGUAUACGGAGGAGUCGCUCUGGAGGAUUCUCGAGCAAUUCUUUAUCAAGCACUCGUUUGGAAUACUCAACUGUGAGAAUUCAUGUCUCGGGAUUUUUAAACUCUCGGGGGCUUAUUUCAUGAUGGACGUCGACUCUGUGGGACCACCGGUUUUCGGUCUGGGGGAUGGGGUCGGCUAUCUGGUGAGGGUCACGUCCUUCAGGAGAUUUGUCGUUAGUCUGGUGAUCACUAUUGCGUCGGCUGAGUGCAGUUUUUUCACUCUGCAUCCGGUGGAGGUCGUGAAAAUUGUCGAUGUUGGACCUUGA